This is a messenger RNA of Prunus avium (sweet cherry), 3236 nucleotides long. It is a transcript of the gene RBOHA, whose product is annotated as respiratory burst oxidase homolog A. The record is from RefSeq and is a predicted model, not a curated record. Gene Ontology annotation, cellular component: plasma membrane. Gene Ontology annotation, molecular function: calcium ion binding; peroxidase activity; NAD(P)H oxidase H2O2-forming activity. NCBI's taxonomy places the organism in Eukaryota, Viridiplantae, Streptophyta, Magnoliopsida, Rosales, Rosaceae.
UAGCAUAUACUUUCUUUGCAGUGGAAAAUGGUCUCAAAAGGUCUAUAAAUAAUAGUUGAUGAUGCAAGACACCUUACACUCAUACACUCCCAGCACUAAGACACAGAAAGGAAUGAAAGAAAACAGAACAUAUCUAACAACCCUUGCACUCAUUUUUGAAUUGCCAGCCUUUCUUCUCUGUUAGAGAGAACGUACAAAAUUCUGAGAGACUUAUUUACCUUACAAGCCACAGCAGCUUAAAUUUCUGCUUCACAGAAGCUUGUUUGGUCCCUGAGAAAAUGGGAACAAAUGAGGUUGGAGGAGUUCAUUAUCACUCGGAUACAGAGAUCGUUGGCAGCGAAAGAAUGGUGAAUUACAGCGGUCCUCUAAGUGGACCUCUGAACAAAAGAUCAGGCAACAAGAAGACUGCCAAGUUCAACAUAGCUGAGCCUGCAGGCUCUGCUGUGAAGCCUGGCAUUAGCACAAGCGAUGAAGAGCCUCAUGUUGAGGUCAUUUUGGAUGUUCGAGAAGACUCCGUGGCGGUGCACAGCGUUAAGCCUGCUGCUGAUGAUCAUGAAGAUCAUGUGGAGAUGACUUUACUUGGAAAAGGGUUGGAGAAGAAUCAAUCUCCUAAAGGUUCAUCAGUUGUGAGGACGGCUUCAGCUCGUAUCAAACAGGUUUCUCAGGAGCUGAAGCGCCUGGCCUCAUUUUCAAAACAAGCAGUGGCAGCCCCUCAUCCAAGGAGGCGGUUUGAUCGAACACAGUCAGCAGCAGCUCCUGCCUUGAAGGGCCUCAAGUUCAUCAGCAAGACAGAUGGUAAUGCUGGGUGGCCUGCAGUUGAGAAGAAGUUCGAUGAGCUCACUGCUUCAAGCAAUGGCUUGCUUCCUCGUUCACGUUUCGGUGAAUGUAUAGGAAUGAAUAAGGAAUCAAAAGAGUUUGCCGGGAAGCUGUUCGAUGCUCUUGCUAGAAAGCUGGAUAUUAAGGAAGAUUCCAUCACCAAGGAACAGUUGAACGAGUUUUGGGCUCAAAUCUCUGAGCAGGGAUUUGACUCCAGGCUUCAAACUUUCUUUGACAUGGUUGAUAAAGAUGCAGAUGGAAGAAUCACCAUAGAGGAGGUCAAAGAGAUUAUUAGCUUCAGUGCUUCUGCCAACAAACUCUCAAACAUCCAAAACCAAGCAGAUGAAUAUGCAGCAUUGAUCAUGGAAGAGUUAGAUCCAGACAAUCUGGGACACAUCAUGAUAGACAGCCUGGAAACUCUCUUGUUGCAAGGACCAGAAGAGACUGCAGUAAGAGGAAAAGAUAGCCGAAACCUAAGCAAAAUGCUGAGCCAGAAGCUUAAGCCUACAAGAGAGCACCCAUUAAGGAGAUGGUGUAGCGACCUCAAGUACUUCUUGCAAGACAAUUGGAAGAGAGUUUGGGUAGUGACACUGUGGGUUGGGAUCAUGGCUGGCCUAUUUGCCUACAAGUACGUACAGUAUCGAAACAAAGCUGCAUAUGAAGUAAUGGGGCAUUGUGUGUGCAUGGCCAAAGGUGCAGCAGAGACACUCAAAUUCAACAUGGCUCUUAUUCUGCUACCAGUCUGCAGAAACACCAUAACUUUGCUCAGGAACAAGACCAAACUAGGCAUCGUCGUUCCUUUUGACGACAACCUCAAUUUCCACAAGGUCAUAGCUAUAGGAAUUGGGAUUGGAGUUGGCAUACAUGGAAUUUCUCAUUUAGCAUGUGACUUCCCUCGCAUCAUUCAUGCCAGCAGCGAUAAGUAUGAGCUGAUGAAGCCCUUUUUCGGGGACGAUCAACCUUCAAAUUAUUGGCACUUUCUUAAGUCACUGGAAGGAGUUAGUGGGAUUGUUAUGGUAGUGUUAAUGGCAAUAGCCUUCACAUUGGCUGCCCCUUGUUUCAGAAAAGGUCAGCUCAAGCUGCCUGAGCCUCUGAAGAAGCUCACUGAGCCUCUAAAGAAGCUCACUGGGUUCAAUGCCUUUUGGUAUUCACACCACCUCUUCAUCAUAGUCUAUGUCUUGUUGAUCAUCCAUGGCAUUUAUCUUUACCUGACCAAGGAAUGGUACAAGAAGACGACCUGGAUGUACCUAGCUGUGCCACUCACUCUCUAUGCCGGAGAAAGAUUGGUUCGAGCACUCAGAUCCAGCAUCAAGCCGGUUAAGAUACUAAAGGUGGCUCUUUAUCCUGGGAAUGUCUUGGCCCUUCAUUUGUCCAAGCCUCAAGGCUUCAGAUACCACAGUGGGCAAUAUAUGUUUGUUAAGUGUGCUGCUGUGUCUCCAUUUGAAUGGCACCCAUUUUCCAUCACCUCAGCCCCUGGAGAUAACCACCUUAGUGUUCAUAUUCGAAUUGUCGGAGAUUGGACCCGGCAACUUAAAACUGUGUUCUCUCAGGUAUGCCAACCUCCUCCUAGUGGGAAAAGCGGACUUCUCAGAGCUGACCAUAUGCAAGGAGCUGACAACUUAAUAUUUCCUAAAGUGUUGAUAGAUGGGCCCUAUGGAGCACCGGCUCAAGACUACAAGAACUAUGAAGUGGUGUUGUUAGUAGGGCUAGGGAUUGGGGCAACCCCAAUGAUCAGCAUUUUGAAGGACAUAGUGAACAACAUAAAGGCCAUAGAGGAGGAGGGGGAGGACAUGGGUGCCUUAGAAAAUGGGGCACCAAGCAGGAUAUCAAAAGUCGGAUCCGGAUCCGGGUCAAGCCAACUGGGGCUCCAUAACUUUAAGACCAAGAGGGCCUAUUUUUAUUGGGUGACAAGAGAGCAAGGCUCCUUUGAUUGGUUCAAAGGGGCAAUGAAUGAGGUGGCUGAAUUGGACCACAAUAGGGUUAUUGAGUUUCACAAUUAUUGCACCAGUGUUUAUGAGGAAGGUGAUGCACGUUCUGCCCUCAUUCACAUGCUUCAGUCUCUCAGUCAUGCAAAGAAUGGCGUUGAUAUUGUGUCUGGGACACGUGUCAAGUCGCACUUUGCCAAGCCUAACUGGCGUGAGGUCUACAAGCGCAUUGCACUUGAUCACACCAACGCUACCGUUGGGGUGUUCUACUGUGGGCUACCAGCGCUUGCCAAUGAGCUGCGACAGCUAUCACAUGAUUUCUCUCACAAGACCACCACCCAAUUUGAUUUCCAUAAAGAGAAUUUCUGAUGAUCACAAAUCAAGGAAAAAACAAAACAACAAAGUCUUCCUGUGCGUCCCCACCAUGUACAUUAUGGUCCAUCCAUGUCCAUCAUCCUACUUUCUCCAUCAAAAUACAAAGAGAUUCUGAUCUGA